This is a messenger RNA of Cuscuta epithymum, 364 nucleotides long. Lineage: Eukaryota; Viridiplantae; Streptophyta; Magnoliopsida; Solanales; Convolvulaceae. The record is from the annotation of a GenBank genome assembly.
GUGAAAUUGAGGAACAAGAUAGCAUUCUCUAUCCAGGUGUGGAUGCAGCAAAUUUUGAGAUCAAACCAGCACUUAUCUCAUUGGUAUCGGCCAACAAAUUUGGCGGAUCUAAGAAUGAAGAUCCAACGAGCCAUGUGAAACAGUUUUUGAGAGUUCUCCAAACUCUUAAACUAAAUGGAGCCUCUGUUGAUGCCAUCAGACUCAGAUUGUUCCCAUUCUCACUGAGGGAUGAAGCAUUGAGUUGGUUGAACUCUAAACCAUCCGGUUAUUUCAACACAUGGGAGAAGUUGCAUAGAGAUUUCAUGAAGGAGUUCUAUCCUCCUUCUAAGGCAUCAAAAAUGAAGAAACUGAUCCAACAAUUCAG